Messenger RNA from Drosophila suzukii, 7544 nucleotides. The record is from RefSeq and is a predicted model, not a curated record. NCBI's taxonomy places the organism in Eukaryota, Metazoa, Arthropoda, Insecta, Diptera, Drosophilidae.
UCUCAUUCGGUCUUUUGAAAAAAGCGCACGUAUUCUGAAAUCGCGGAAAAGUCAGAAAGUAUUCUAAAGCAAAUCGAAGUGGAAGUGCUUAAAGCCAGUGGAAAAGUGAAAAACUCCAAAGUACUUGGUUUUGUGGAAAGUGCAAAAUACGGAAAUUAGUGCAGUCAAUCGGUUUAUCAGCAAAGUUAAAAGCUACAAUAAACUGAAUUAACAGUGCUAAUCAAAACCAGAAAUAACUGUUAACUUUAAACGGUGUGAACACGCGAAUUGAACAUAGAACCAAUUGAAAAAAUAAACCGAGUGGAAAUCAAAUUAGAUCCCGAGAGACUUUCAGCAAGUGCAACGGUAACAACGUAUAAUGGCACCAACAAUCACUGACAAUUGCGAAUUUGAAUGUGCAACUGUUGAAGCAACAACAACAUCAACGACCACCAUCGGUGAUUUCGAUCAUUUCGAUAAUUCGGCCAUCGGCGGCAGCAGCGAUAAUAUCGAACAAUCGAAUGAAUUGCAUUUGAGCGGGCAGCAGGUUCAGGAUGUUCAGGAGGAGGAGGAGCAGCAGCAGCAGAUGCCAUGGGAGGCACCUGGAAAACAGGGACUCUACGAUCCCCAGAACGAACACGAGGCCUGUGGAGUCGGUUUCAUCGUGGCCAUCGAUGGCAAGCGCUCUCACAAGAUUCUACGUGAUGCCCAGACCUUGUCAGAACGGAUGAAUCACCGUGGCGCCUGCGCCUGCGACAAUGACACUGGUGAUGGCGCUGGCGUCUUGGCUUCCAUUCCUCACGGACUCUAUUUCAAGGCUCUUGCCAAGCAGGGUGUAACCUUGCCGGAUUUGGGUGAUUAUGCCACUGGCAUUUUCUACUUGGAUGAGGCCCAGCACGCCGCCGCCGAGAAGGAGUUCGACGAGCUGGCCAAGAGCCUCGGCCUGGAGGUGAUUGCCUGGCGCACUGUGCCGGCCAAGCAGUCGGCUAUUGGCGGAGUGGCCCGCAAGUCGGAGCCCCUGUCCCGCCAGGUGUUCGUCCGUCGUCCUGAAGGAAGCGAUGAGAAGGCCUUCGAACGGCAGGUCUUCGUCCUAAGGAAGAGGGCCAGCCAUGAGUUGAUCAAACCAGGGCGGCGAUUCUACAUCUGCUCCCUGUCCGACCGUACGGUGGUCUACAAGGGACUCUUCACUUCCGAUCAGUUGUGGGACUACUAUACGGACCUCAAGGAUCCGGAGUUCGAGACCUACUUGGCUUUGGUCCAUACGCGUUUCUCCACCAACACCUUCCCCAGCUGGGAGAGGGCCCAUCCUCUGAGAGUCCUGGCCCACAAUGGUGAGAUCAACACGCUGCGAGGAAAUGUAAACCUGAUGAAGGCCCGCGAGGGUGUCAUGCAGUCGGAUCUGUUUGGGGAUCAGUUGAAGAAACUGUAUCCCGUGGUGGAGCCGAAUCUCUCGGAUUCCGGCAGCUUCGAUUGCGUGCUGGAGUUCCUGACCAUGGCCAGCGAUAGAUCGCUGCCGGAAUCGGUGAUGACCAUGGUGCCGGAGGCGUGGCAGAAUGACAAGACGAUGCCGCAGGAGAAGCGCGACUUCUACCAGUGGGCCGCCUGUGUGAUGGAACCCUGGGAUGGUCCGGCUCUCAUCAGCUUCACCGAUGGUCGCUACAUUGGCGCUGUGCUAGAUCGAAAUGGAUUGCGUCCAUCGCGUUUCUAUGUGACCAAGGAGAACGUGCUGGUCAUGGCCUCCGAGGUGGGUGUCUACGAUGUGGAUCCAUCGCAGGUGACCCUCAAGAGCCGCUUGAAGCCGGGCAGGAUGUUGCUGGUGGACACCAAGGAGAAGAAGCUCAUCCAGGACAUCGAGCUGAAGGCCAAGAUCGCCAAGUCGAGGCCCCACUCUGAAUGGCUGCAGCAGAAGAUGAUUACCCUGGAUGAGGUUCGCAAUGCUAAUGUGUUGAAUACUCCGCCCGUGGACGAACUGGCCAAGCUGCCCGCCUCCCAGAGGGGAAUCUUUGAUCCCAGACUCUCCCUAUUUGGUUACAGCACCGAGACGGUCAACAUGCUGCUCAUUCCCAUGUUCAAGAACAAGAAGGAAGCCCUGGGCUCCAUGGGCAAUGAUGCCCCGCUGGCUUGUCUGUCCAACUUCCAACCCAUACCCUACGAGUACUUCAAGCAGCUCUUCGCCCAGGUGACCAAUCCACCUAUCGAUCCAUUCCGCGAGAAGGUGGUCAUGUCGAUGCAGUGCCCCCUUGGUCCGGAGGCGAAUCUGCUGCAGCCUUCGGCUCAGCAGGUGCAUCGCAUUUGGCUCACCAAUCCCAUACUGAGCAUUCCAGAUACCCAGCUGCUCAAGCGGAACACGCACCGCGGCUGGCGGACCAAGGUCCUGGACAUCACAUUCCAGUAUGACGAGGGCGUUCAGGGUUACCUCGACGCCAUCGAUCGUGUGUGCCGCGAGGGAUAUGCGGCAGCCCAAGCGGGUUACCAGCUCUUGGUGAUCUCCGACCGUGGAGCGGGAAUUGGAGGCAAGGUGGCGGUGUCCGCCCUUUUGGCCCUGGGAGCCCUGCAUCAUCACCUCAUCGAGACGCUGCAGCGCAUGAAGGUGGGCAUUGUGGUGGAGACGGCCGAGGCCCGUGAAGUCCAUCAUAUUUGUGUGCUCCUCGGCUAUGGUGCGGAUGCCAUCUGCCCGUAUCUGGCCUUCGAAUUGGCCCAAGCUCUGAGAGAUGAUGGGGUCAUUGGUCCGGAGGUCAGCGACAAGCAGAUCUAUGCCGCCUAUGCUCAGGCUAUUGAUACGGGCAUUGCCAAGGUAAUGGCCAAAAUGGGCAUCAGCACUCUGCAAUCCUACAAGAGCGCCCAGAUCUUCGAGGCUGUGGGCUUGGGCACCGAUCUGGUGGCCAAGUGCUUCCGCGGCACCCAAAGUCGCAUCGGCGGCGUCACCCUGGAGAUUCUGGCCAAGGAGGGUCUGCAGCGCUAUCAACUCACCUACGGCAAGGCCACACCGGACACUCGCAUCCUCCGCAAUCCUGGCCAGUACCACUGGCGUCAUGGUGGAGAGGCCCACAUCAACGAGCCCUCCUCCAUUGGCAGCCUUCAGGAGGCGGCGGUGAAUAAGAAUCUGGAUGCAUUCGAAGCCUUCAAGAAGACCACUCUAGAUAGUGUGAAGAAGUGUGCUCUCCGUGGACAGCUGGAGUUUGUCACAGAUCGACAGAGUAUUGAUAUCUCCGAGGUGGAACCAGCCAGCGAGAUUGUCAAGCGUUUUGCCACUGGCGCCAUGAGCUUUGGCAGCAUCUCCUUGGAGGCCCAUCAGACCCUUUCGAUUACCAUGAAUCGCAUUGGCGGCAAGAGCAACACCGGUGAAGGUGGCGAGGACUCGGAUCGUUAUUUGAAUCAGGAUCCCAAUCACAGCCGUCGAUCGGCCAUCAAGCAGGUGGCUUCAGGUCGUUUUGGCGUGACCGCUUCCUAUUUGGCCAAUGCCGAUGAUCUGCAGAUCAAGAUGGCCCAAGGAGCCAAGCCCGGUGAGGGUGGUGAGCUUCCGGGUUACAAGGUGACCAAGGAGAUUGCCAAGACCCGAAAGUCGGUACCCGGAGUGGGCUUAAUCUCGCCUCCACCACAUCACGAUAUCUACUCCAUUGAAGAUCUGGCCGAGCUGAUCUAUGAUCUUAAGUGUUCCAAUCCUAAUGCACGCAUCAGUGUGAAGCUGGUGUCCGAAGUGGGCGUCGGUGUGGUUGCCUCCGGAGUUGCCAAGGGCAAAGCGGAGCAUAUUGUAAUUUCCGGACACGAUGGCGGCACCGGUGCCAGUUCUUGGACAGGCAUUAAGAAUGCCGGAUUACCCUGGGAGCUGGGCGUGGCCGAAACGCAUCAGGUGCUGGUGCUGAACAAUCUGCGAUCACGUGUGAUUGUACAAGCCGAUGGACAGCUGCGCACAGGAUUCGAUGUUGUGGUGGCUGCUCUGCUGGGUGCUGAUGAGUUUGGAUUCAGUACGGCUCCUUUGAUUGUCAUGGGCUGCACCAUGAUGCGCAAGUGUCACUUGAACACCUGUCCCGUGGGCAUUGCCACCCAGGAUCCUGAGCUGCGCAAGAAGUUCACUGGAAAACCAGAGCACGUUAUUAACUUCUUCUUCAUGCUGGCCGAGGAUAUUCGUAAAAUCAUGGCUGGUUUGGGUAUUCGAAAGUUCCAGGACCUGAUCGGUCGCACCGAUCUUCUUCGUGUAGCCAGUCAACGCGAUUCUAAGGCCAGUAACCUGGACCUCAAGCUGCUCCUUCAGCCAGCUUUGGAACUGCGUCCUGGCACCAAUAUCGUGGGUGGAUCCAUCAAGCAAGACUUCCAGCUAGAGAAUCGUUCCGACAACCAGCUGAUUGCCAAGGCUCAGCAAAUCUUCAACGGAGCCGAUGAUAAUGUGACCGUCAAGAUGCGCAUCCACAAUGAGGAGCGCGCCUUUGGUUCCACUCUAAGUUAUCAUAUUGCUUGCAAAUAUGGAGAGGCUGGCUUGCCCGCUGGCAAGAGCAUCGAUAUCUUUUUAGAGGGAUCUGCCGGUCAGAGUUUCUGCGCCUUCCUGGCUCGUGGUGUUAAUGUGACCCUCAAGGGCGAUGCCAACGAUUAUGUGGGCAAGGGUCUCUGCGGUGGCAAUGUGGUCAUCACCCCACAGGAUACGGCUCCCUUCGAGUCCCAUCUCAAUGUGAUUGUGGGCAAUGUCUGUCUGUACGGAGCUACCGAGGGAACCGCCUACUUCCGGGGUAUUGCCUCCGAGCGCUUCUGCGUGCGCAAUUCCGGAGUAACCGCCGUGGUGGAGGGUGUGGGCGAUCACGGAUGCGAGUACAUGACGGGUGGCGUGGUGGUGAUCCUCGGUCUUACGGGACGCAACUUUGCCGCUGGCAUGUCCGGUGGUAUUGCCUAUGUGUACGAUUUGGAUGGUUCCUUCAAGCCCAAGGUGAAUCCGGAGAGUGUGGAGCUCCUGCCGCUGGAGAUCGAGAAGGAUGUGCUGCUGGUCAAGGAACUGUUGGCCGAUUUCAUCGAGAAGACGGGAUCCAAGGUGGCCAAGGAGUUGCUGGAUAACUGGGCCGAGGCCCAAGGCAAGUUCGUCAAGGUCUUCCCGUACGAAUACCAGAAGGCUCUCAAGGACAUGGCCGAGCAGGAGGCGGUGGAGCAGCCUCUGAAGUCCGCCAUCGAGAAUGGCAAUGGAAAGCAUGAGCCGCACAUCAAGGACAUCGAGGAGGCCAUCCAGGAUGUGGCACUCGAGCAGAAGCGUGCCGAUCGCGUGCUGGACAAGACCCGCGGCUUUGUGAAGUACAAGAGGGAGGCGGCUCCGUACCGAGAUGCUGGGGAGCGACAGAAGGAUUGGGACGAGGUCUACAACUUCCCACAUGUCCGCAAGAACCUCAAGGUCCAAGCUGCCCGCUGCAUGGAGUGCGGUGUGCCCUUCUGUCAGUCCAACUCCACUGGCUGCCCGCUGGGCAACAUCAUUCCCAAGUGGAACGACCUCGUCUUCCACGGUGAGUGGCAGGAGGCCCUGCGUCAGCUGCUGCAGACCAACAACUUCCCCGAGUUCACUGGUCGCGUGUGUCCCGCUCCCUGCGAGGGAUCCUGCGUCUUGGGCAUCUCGGAGCCGGCUGUCACGAUCAAGAACAUCGAGUGCGCCAUCAUCGAUCAUGCCUUCGAACAGGGCUGGAUCAAGCCAGAGAUUCCAGAGGUGCGCACUGGCAAACGUGUGGCCAUUGUAGGAUCCGGACCAUCCGGCUUGGCCGCCUCCCAGCAGCUGAACCGCGCCGGUCACUUUGUCACCGUCUUUGAGCGCAACGAUCGCGUUGGUGGACUGCUGCAGUACGGCAUUCCCACGAUGAAGCUGUCCAAGGAGGUGGUCAAGCGUCGGGUGGACCUGAUGGCCGACGAGGGCAUCGAGUUCCGCACCAAUGUCCACGUGGGCAAGGACCUCAAGGCCGAGCAGCUGCUGCAAGAAUACGAUGCCGUUCUGCUGACAACGGGAUCCACUUGGCCCCGUGACUUGCCGCUGGCCAACCGUGACCUGAAGGGCAUCCACUUUGCCAUGGAGUUCCUGGAGGCGCAGCAGAAGAAGCAGCUGGGCAACAAGAAUGAAAUCAUCUCUGCUGCCGGCAAGGAUGUGAUUAUCAUCGGCGGUGGAGACACCGGAUGCGAUUGUAUUGCCACCUCGCUGCGUCAGGGUGCCAAGAGCAUCACCACCUUUGAGAUUCUUCCGGAGCCGCCGCUGAAGCGUGCGGAGGACAACCCCUGGCCGCAGUGGCCGAAGGUCUUCCGCGUCGACUACGGACACGAGGAGGUCAAGCUCAAGUGGGGCAAGGAUCCGCGCCAGUACUGCACCACCACCAAGGAGUUCGUGGGCGAGAAUGGCGCCAUCAAGGGCGUGAACACCGUCGAGGUUGAGUGGACCAAGACGGAGACGGGCCAGUGGCGCAUGCAGGAGGUGGCCGGUUCGGAGAAGUACUUCCCGGCCGACCUCAUCCUUCUUGCCAUGGGCUUCCUGGGACCGGAGAAGACGGUGCCCGGCGAACUGGGGCUGGAUCUAGACCCGCGUGGAAACAUCAAGGCCUCCAACGGACAGUAUGGUACCUCCAACUCCAAGGUCUUUGCAGCGGGCGAUUGUCGGCGUGGCCAGUCGCUGGUCGUCUGGGCCAUUACCGAGGGUCGUCAGGCCGCCCGGCAAGUGGAUUCCUAUCUGACCGGCCGUCCUAGUGGGCUGCCAGGACCUGGCGGCGUCAUCGGGACAUCCUAAGCAGGAUCUGCAGCGGCAGCCAGCGCAGCUAAUAUCAAGUUUUGUGUGCGUGCAUCGUCCUUAGCCUAGAGCGAAAUUCUUUACCGAUUUGUGAUUUUUAUUUUCGCGAUUUUAGUUUAGUUUACACUAAAAAAAAGACUUGAGUUUUUUACACACCAAACCAAAACCAAAACGAAACACGUUUCAUUUAGUUUUAUUUUCAUCGCAAAGCUGGCUGGGAAAUGUUUGUGGUUCGUCGAGAUGCCCUCCAUAGGUGAUGAUAAUGCUGCGGCAGGAGUCAAUUAAGAGUGCAAAAUGAUACAAUGCUGAUUGAAGCCAAUCGAAUACUUAUAUAUCUUAAAGGAAAUCGAAUAUCCGACAAAAAAGAUCUAAGGACAAUAACUAGAAACUUACCGUUAUCGUUAAAAACAAAAAUAUUUAGAAAAUGCAUUUUUUUCAAUGUUGUUCAAUUUGUGUUGCCUGUUCUUUGCAAAAAAAGAAAAACAAAAUAUAAAAGUGAAAAUUGAUAUGCUGAUCUCCACCCUCCUAUAUACAAUCUACCCAUAAAUCGUAUAUACAGACAGACAAAAUGUAUUAAACUCGGCCAAUAUCGAAACGCAUUUUUUUAGAUGUUGUUUGUGUGUUUUGAACUGCAUUCGACCGUUAACCGCAGAAGUACCUAAGUGGCUAUUGUUAAAGCAACUGUGCUCCUUGGCAGUUAUAUGUAUGAAUACAAGAAAAAUACACUAUUUAUACAAAAAAUAUUUAACCCAACUGUAUACCCUUAUACAUACAUCUCUAUAUGAAUAUAUUUAUGUGCAAGCAUUUGAUGAAAUAAAUAUUCAAACUAUUA